UCCUCUUCUUACUCUUUGAUUUCCUUUUUGGUUUUGCUUCUGCUUGCUAUUCAAUCUGCUUUUUCUUCAAUGGGUCGUAGCUAUUUUGAAGCCUGGUUCUUUGGAGGUUAUCUUAUUUAAUAAUUGCGUAUUGCUAAUAAGAUAGGAAACUAUUUCACUCACAAGCAGCUCCGACUUGCUACUCGAACAAGGUUAAAGGUUCUUUUACCCGUUGUAUGGCUUCCUCAACGGUUGGAGCACAACCAUCAUUCUCAACACUAGCAAUAUCAACCAAUGAACCUGUUGUUUCGGUUGAAUGGCUCCAUGCACACCUUAAGGACCCCGAUUUAAAGGUGUUAGAUGCAUCUUGGUACAUGCCAGAUGAGCAGAGAAAUCCAAUCCAGGAGUAUCAGGUCGGGCACAUUCCUGGAGCACUAUUCUUUGAUAUAGAUGGAAUAUCUGAUCGAACUACAAAUUUGCCGCAUAUGUUGCCAUCCGAAGAAGCAUUUGCAGCUGCUGUGUCUGCUCUUGGUAUCACAAACAAAGAUGGGGUCGUCGUAUACGAUGGCAAGGGCAUUUUCAGUGCUGCCCGUGUUUGGUGGAUGUUUCGAGCUUUUGGACAUGACAAAGUUUGGGUUUUGGAUGGUGGCUUGCCAAGAUGGCAUGCUUCAGGUUAUGAUGUCGAAUUAAGUGCAUCUAAUGAUGCAAUUCUGAAAGCUAGCGCUGCCAGCGAGGCAAUUGAGAAAGUAUACCAAGGACAGAUGGUUGGACCUACUAUCUUUCAGACCAAGUUUCAGCCUCAUCUUGUCUGGACUUUCGAUCAGGUUAAAAGGAACAUUCAAGACAAGACAUAUCAGCAUAUAGAUGCUCGAUCCAAAGCUAGGUUUGAUGGUGUUGCACCAGAGCCUCGCAAAGGAAUUAGUAGUGGACAUAUACCGGGGAGCAAGUGUAUUCCUUUUCCACAGAUGCUGGAUGGUUCACAGACACUCUUAUCCCGUGAAGAGCUCGAGAAAAAAUUUGAUCAAGAAGGUAUCUCUUUGGACAAGCCUGUAGUUAUUUCUUGUGGCACUGGUGUAACUGCUUGCAUACUUGGCUUGGGCCUCCAUCGACUAGGGAGGACUGAUAUACCAGUCUAUGAUGGUUCAUGGACAGAAUGGGCAAUGCAUCCAGAUACACCUGUCUGCACAUCUGAAACAUGAAGACGUUUGUAAAGUCGGCUUUGUUUUUAUUGGUGAACAAUGAUGAAUGUGAAUCUAGAUCUGUUUUCUUAAUUCUUACUUUAACAACUUCAUUGUAUUGUUGAAUGAUAAAAUGGAUAAGGGUCAAAAAUAUUCCGCUACGGUACGAAAUGUCUUAAUUUUAUCUUCUGUUA
Lycium ferocissimum is the source of this 1351-nucleotide messenger RNA. Its product is annotated as thiosulfate/3-mercaptopyruvate sulfurtransferase 1, mitochondrial. Gene Ontology annotation, cellular component: mitochondrion. Gene Ontology annotation, biological process: transsulfuration. Lineage: Eukaryota; Viridiplantae; Streptophyta; Magnoliopsida; Solanales; Solanaceae. Bases 216 to 1178 code for a protein of 320 amino acids. The transcript has 12 exons. Gene Ontology annotation, molecular function: thiosulfate-cyanide sulfurtransferase activity. The record is from RefSeq and is a predicted model, not a curated record.